This is a messenger RNA of Annulohypoxylon maeteangense, 2124 nucleotides long. Its product is annotated as putative dipeptidylpeptidase III. NCBI's taxonomy places the organism in Eukaryota, Fungi, Ascomycota, Sordariomycetes, Xylariales, Hypoxylaceae. Gene Ontology annotation, biological process: proteolysis. The record is from RefSeq and is a predicted model, not a curated record. Bases 1 to 2124 code for a protein of 707 amino acids. Gene Ontology annotation, molecular function: dipeptidyl-peptidase activity; metalloexopeptidase activity. The transcript has 3 exons. Gene Ontology annotation, cellular component: cytoplasm.
AUGGAUGCCCAAGAACUCAAGCAGUAUCUUGCCGAUGCACCCCCGAGUGUCGUGAGGCUUGAGAUAGAAAAACAUUUUGAAGCUUUGUCCGAAAAGCAGAAGAGAUAUGCUCAUUUUAUAAGCAGAGCAUCGUUCUACGGUAGCAGGAUCGUGGCCAGACAGAUUUCACCCGAAUCUGAACCAAUAUUCGAUUUUAUAUUGGCUCUUCAUAAAAGCAGUGGCGGGGAUUGGAAAGCGCUGCAGGCCAAAGCAGGCAUAUCUGACGAAGAGCUUGGUUAUUUCUUGCAAUACGCCGCGCAGUUCCUAGGAAACAAUGGCAAUUAUAAGAGUUUUGGUGACGCCAAAUUUAUCCCACGAGGCCCUGAAUCUGCCUUUUCUGCGCUUGCUGCAACGUCGCCAGAAGCCCAAAAAUUCUACGAUGCCACUUCUGGGGCGAUCUUCUCCACGGAUAAGCCUUCGCUACUACAUCUCGGAUAUCCGGAGCAAGGGCAUAUGACUACUUACUAUCCGGGAUCUCCUGAUAUCACCAAGGUUGAAAUUGACGCUGUUUCAGCGUGGAUGGAGAAGAAAGGGCUGCUUCCCGAGAACACCCGUCUUGUUCAAAAGAAGGAUGGUUCGUUUGAAAUAUGGAUUGCAUCUGCAAUCACUACGAUUCCUGUAGAAGGCGGCGAUGUUGGCAAGGAGACUGUUUUCAAAAUUGAGGAUGGUAUAUUGGCAGGGAAAACUAUCACCUUGGUCUACGGUGAUCACUCUAAGGAGUUAGCUGGCGCAACAGCCAGUAUCAAGAAGGCUGUAGAAAACUCAGACAACGAGAACCAGCGUAAUAUGCAUAGUGCUUAUGCGAAAUCCUUCGAGAAGGGUUCAUUACUUGCCUUCAAGGCUAGUCAAAGGUUCUGGAUUCGAGACAUAGGUCCAAUGGUCGAAUGCAACGUUGGGUUUAUCGAAACCUAUCGUGAUCCCGCCGGUAUCCGAGCUGAAUGGGAAGGAUUUGCUGCCGUCGUUAACCUCGAACGGACUCGGGCCUUCGGUGCCCUCGUUGAGGCUGCUCCUACCUUAAUCCCACAUCUGCCAUGGGAGAAAGAUUUUGAAAAAGACAAAUUCUUAUCACCGGACUUCACGUCUCUCGAAGUGUUAACAUUCGCUGGCUCAGGCAUACCAGUCGGGAUUAACAUCCCAAAUUAUGACGACAUAAGGCAAACGGAAGGCUUCAAAAAUGUGUCUCUCGGGAACGUAAUGAGUGCGAAGGCACCAGAUGAGAAAAUUCCAUUUAUUGCCGAAAAAGAUCUUGAAGUCUAUAAACGUUACCGGGACGGUGCCUUUGAAGUCCAGGUUGGCCUACAUGAGCUCACGGGUCACGGCUGUGGAAAACUACUACAAGAGACAUCAGAGGGGAAGUUCAACUUCGAUAAGGAGAACCCACCUAUCUCUCCCUUAACCGGAAAGCCGAUCACCACUUGGUACAAGCCUGGCCAAACAUGGGGUUCCGUCUUCGGGAGCUGGGCUGGUUCUUAUGAAGAGUGUCGUGCAGAACUCGUCGCCAUGUACUUGAGCUGUGAAUUUCCUGUUUUGAAGAUCUUCGGCUUCGGCGACGGCUCGAUCGAUAUAGAUGGUGAAGCGGGAGACGUGCUAUACGCUUCAUAUCUCUCCAUGGCUCGAGCUGGUCUUACAUCGUUAGAGAUGUGGGACCCGAAGAGCAAAAAAUGGGGUCAGGCGCAUUCACAAGCCCGAUUUUCCAUUCUCAAAUGCUUCCUAGAGGCUGGCGAUGACUUCUGCAAACUCGAUUAUAAAGGUGAUGACCUAGCCGAUCUCAAGAUUAGCCUGGACCGAUCAAAGAUCCUCACAGCCGGCCGUAAAGCGGUGGGUGACUAUCUCCAGAAGUUACACAUCUUCAAAUCAACAGCCGAUGUUGAAACUGGAACCAAGUUCUACGCUGAUAUGACGAAUGUCGAUCCGGAAUACUGGGGAAAGAAGGUUAGAGACGAGGUCCUGCGGAACAAACAGCCUCGGAAGGUAUUCGUUCAAGCCAACACAUAUUUGGACGAGGCAACCGGCAAGGUCACGCUGAAGCACUAUGACGCGACCCCCGAGGGCAUGAUCCAAAGUUGGGCUGAACGAGAUGUCUGA